Molecule: messenger RNA, 2508 nt
Organism: Tripterygium wilfordii
Lineage: Eukaryota; Viridiplantae; Streptophyta; Magnoliopsida; Celastrales; Celastraceae
Product: wall-associated receptor kinase-like 20
Exons: 3
Coding region: 124-2082 (652 amino acids)
Biological process (GO): protein phosphorylation; cell surface receptor signaling pathway
Cellular component (GO): plasma membrane
Molecular function (GO): polysaccharide binding; protein serine/threonine kinase activity; ATP binding
Source: RefSeq, a predicted model, not a curated record
CCAUUGCAUAUAUGAAUUUUACUUUCUCAUCAUCAGUAGAAUACAUAGGAGUGUGCACUGCUAUAUAACACUGGUUUCGCUACUCUUUUAUCAUUUGCACUUCUAUUCCAUCUGGGUCUUUCAAUGGAAAAGAAUCUGCCUAAGUUGUUACUGAUCCUUACAGUAGCAAUAAUUUCAUCAUCCACAAGGUGCACAAUGGCUUUACGACGCUGUGGAAACUGUGGUCGAAUUCCUGUGCCAUACCCACUGAGCACUGGACAAGACUGCGGCGACCAAUCCUAUAAAAUCCGGUGCACUGCAGGCACAUUAUGGCUGGAUACACUUGGCGGAUCAUCGUACACGAUCACAUCCAUCAACCUGUUUACACAACGGAUCAUUAUCCGGCCUGCAAGCCUUGCAGGCAAUGCGUGUGUCACUACUGAUUAUCAUAGCCAAGGAAUCCAGCUUGACGACAAUCUCCCUUUUAACAUCACAAGCAGCAACACCAUUCUGUUGCUGAACUGUACAGAUGCAAUGUUGCACUGGCAAGUUCCCCUAAAUUGUUCAAUCACUAGCAUCUGUCAUGACUACAUCAGAGAGAAUGCGCCAGUAUGCAAGGCUGCACCUUUGUGUUGUGCCUUCAACACUGGCGGAUCACAGACCGCCUACGUGAUUAGGGUUCAAGGUGGAGGGUGUGCAGCAUAUCAGAGCUUUCUUUACAAGGACAUCAAUGCAGGGCUAGUGAAGAAGUGGCCAGAGCCCGGGCUAGAGAUACAAUGGGCGCUGCCAAGGGAGCCAGUCUGCAAAACCCCUCUGGAUUGCAAAGACUUGUUGUUCUCAACAUGUUUGGCUGAUCCGGUGAGUACCUGGCAGAAUAGGUGCUUCUGCAAUGCUGGUUUUAAAUGGGAUCCUGUCAAUGGAGUGUGCCAGAAAGCAGCGUGCGUUGGUGGAAACGCUUGCAAAACUCGGAAGAAGAAGAAGAAAAAAUCUGCACUAUUUGCAGGUGCAGCAGUUGGGGCGGUUGGAGUCCUACUUAUCAUAAGUGGGACUCUACUCUUCAGCAACAAUCAUAGAAUGAAGAAAGAAGCACAAAAGAAUCUAAUCAAGGAGAGGAAAGAGAUACUAAAUGCCAAGUACAGUGGCAAGUCAGCCAGGAUUUUCACUGGAAAGGAGAUAAUUAAAGCAACCAACAAUUUCUCGAAAGAUAACCUCAUCGGAUCAGGUGGGUUCGGUGAGGUCUUUAAGGGCAUACUUGAUGAUGGAACAGUAACAGCAGUCAAGCGUGCAAAGCUUGGGAACACAAAGGGGACUGAUCAGGUACUCAAUGAGGUGCGUAUUCUCUGCCAGGUGAACCAUCGCAGCCUGGUGAGACUUCUUGGCUGUUGCGUGGACCUUGAGCAGCCUAUCAUGAUUUAUGACUACAUCCCAAACGGUACCCUUUUUGAUCAUCUCCAUAGCCACCAUUCUGGCAAGAGGACACCACUCACCUGGCAACUGCGGCUUCACAUCGCCCACCAGACUGCUGAGGGUCUGGCCUAUCUUCACUCUGCAGCACUCCCACCCAUUUACCAUCGCGAUGUUAAGUCAAGCAACAUAUUGCUUGAUGAAAAGCUCAAUGCCAAAGUUUCUGAUUUUGGUCUGUCUAGGUUGGUUGAGAGAACUGAAACCAAUGACAGCCAUAUAUUUACUGGUGCUCAGGGGACGCUUGGUUAUCUUGACCCUGAAUACUAUCGAAACUUUCAGCUGACUGAUAAAAGUGAUGUUUAUAGUUUUGGAGUUGUAUUGCUGGAGCUGCUGACUUCAAACAAGGCAAUUGAUUUCAACAGAGAAGAAGAGUAUGUGAACUUGGUGGUUUAUAUAAAAAAGAUAAUGGGGGAAGAGAGGUUAAUGGACGUGGUUGAUCCAGUGCUUAAAGAGGAAGCCACUAAAUAUGAACUGGAGACAAUUAAGGCAUUGGGAUAUCUGGCAGGUGCUUGUGUGGAUGACAAGAGGCAGAAUAGGCCGUCGAUGAAAGAAGUUUCUGAUGAGAUCGAAUAUGUUAUUAGUACUCUUACUGCACAGGAGAUUUCUGAGUCUAAACAACAAAUACUCUCAAAGCCCUGAAUGGUCGGCUUUCUUAUUUAGGGAAUGAUCAAUGGCUCCUUGUGAACGGUAAAUUUAUCCUUCAACUUCAGUAUAAUGGCCUCUCCAAAGAUACUAUCUACAGUUUCUAACCGAUCUAUCACUUGAUGUCAGCCUGCAGAAACUGGCUAAACUAUCAUCUAAUGAUCUGAACAUCAUCCUGCCUAGCUGUAAUCUCUGUGGGAUAGUUUCAUCAUAAUGGUUUUGGGCUGCUCUUGCUAAAUUUUUUGGGAUCUAGAGAUUGUGCAAUUUCACAGGAACUAGAUUAUCAUCUAGUUAAUUGAAACAUAGGAAGACUGACUCAAAAAAAAUUUCAGCAGAGGAAAAAAUGCACAUUUUAUCCCCAAUGUUAACAAUAACAGUGAAAUCUCUAAGGCAACUAAGAAGUAAAAGUGAAAUAAACUUUAA